AGGAGGAAGCAUCGCUGUAGGUGAUAAGCACGUGAAAUUGUUUUGACACGCGCGACAUAAACGGACUCCCCUCUGAAAGAAGCUUGUAAUUGUGUUUUUAAUUAAGAACAAACGGAAGUUGGCCUACUACCUACAAACUAGUGUUCUGUUUUGUUGUGAUUCUGUGAUAAUAAUAACAACGUAUCUAUUAUAAUAUUUUAACCUAAAAAACCACACUACAUAACAAUUUUAUAAAUAAUAUUAGGCUUAAAUAACUAGUAGUCAGAUAGUUUGACGGAUACUGUGCCAGUGCUGAAUGUUGUUUGUGUGAUGAAGUUAUCAUUAUCUUCUGUUCAAUGGAUGCAAAACGUGUUGACAAUAUUUGUGCAGCUGGUCGCAACGUAAUGACAGUUGUAGUUGCCGCCGCGUGUGUACGUUGCCUUGGAAAACGCUGAAUAAGCAGAUCGCCAGCCCAGGAGACGAUUGUCCCCGGGCACCGAGCUCCACAAUUCAGUCGCCGUCGACCGCUAAGAUAGAGGACAUCGUUGGCAGGAUCAUGACGCGGAGGAAGCAGAACUGCCCCAAACGAAUGAAAUGGGAAGGAGGAGAGGGAGAACAGCCGCCAGAGGGUGUAGAGGAGGAGGGGGCGCCUUCAGAGGAGGAGGAAGAAGAUGAGGAGGGUGGAGAGCAGGAGGGUGAUUCGCAGGCCUCCUCGCAACCUCCUUCACCAGGCUCGCCGCUAUUAGCUCACGAGUCUGACAACGCAUUAAUACUCAGGGAAAGUGCAAGCCCUUCAAGGGACUCGCGGGGCUCGUCGCUGCCUCGCUGCGGAUCUCGGGAAUCGGCGGCCUCCGACAGAGCCGACGUCCUGUCACUAAUGCCUCCGGCCGUCAUCCUGGGCACCGGCCCGGGUCGCCUCGGCUCCGUCUCCCCGCUGGUCGCGUCAUCCUCACCUCCGAUGCUGCUCCCCGCCAACUGCCAGUCAUCGCCGCGAUCCUCGCCGCUCAUGGACGCCUCCGAUGCCGCCGUCCUCGACUUCAGCACAAAGCGUUCCAGUUCCCCCCUCGCACCCGUGCUCAACCUCAGCAAAGCCUCCACACCGGCGCUCUCCCCCGUCGAGACUCACCUCAACAGCCCCCUCGACCUGUCCGUCUCCAGUCGCAAACGCAGCCACGAUGACUCCCCCACCACUUCGUCGUCCCCCAGCCCCACCCCACGCAAAACCCCCCGAGUCACCCCCGCCGAUUUCAAGUCAGUUGUCUCGCCGUGGACAUCCCCCGCCAUUGCUUCUCACCUCCCCUACUUCGUCGCCGCCGUCGCCAACAGUCUCUCUCCCAAGAACAACACACACGACUCCUCCUCACUGUGGAACGGUAAGAUGAAACUCAACGACAAAUCUUCCCCCACCUUCCCUUUCGGCCCCAUGCCUAGUGAUGCCACCAAGGCCUUGGAGAAAAUGAGUGAACUGAGCAAGUUGGGAGGAGAUGAGUUCAAACCGAUGGGAAAUAGUGUGCUGGGUGGAGGAGCUGGUGGUAGGCACAGUGCCUGGCAAUCACACUGGCAGAAUAAAGGUGCUGAUCAAGCUAAAGAUGUACUCAAGUGUGUCUGGUGCAAACAGAGCUUUCCAAGCCUCGCCGCCAUGACAGUGCACAUGAAAGAAGCUAAACACUGUGGAGUGAAUGUGCCUGUUCCCCCUAUACAACCACCACCCCCACCCAUCCCACAAUCACCUCAAAACUCGUCCUCAUCUGGCUCAAACAGUAUGUCAGGAGGUCAAGGUGGACCCAACUCCAACAAACCAUCUGCUUCUGAUUUGAAUCUACUCAUCAAGGAAACCAUGCCACUCCCAAGAAAACUUGUCAGGGGCCAAGAUGUGUGGCUGGGAAAAGGUGCUGAACAAACCCGCCAGAUUCUCAAAUGUAUGUGGUGCGGACAGAGUUUCAGAUCGCUGGCUGAGAUGACUAGUCACAUGCAGCAGACUCAGCAUUACACAAAUAUUAUCUCUCAGGAGCAAAUAAUCUCAUGGAAGUCAGCCGAUGAAGGGAAGUCUGGAAGUCAAGGCGGAGGAGCUAGUGGAGGGAGUUCAGGAUCAUCGGUAGGAGCAGCUGGUAGUGGUGGUGGGGGCCCAGGGGCCACCAGCAGCCAUGUCAGUGCAGUCCUCACCUGUAAAGUUUGUGAUCAAGCAUUCAGCUCUCUCAAAGAGUUGAGUAACCACAUGGUGAAGAACUCUCACUACAAAGAGCACAUCAUGAGAUCAAUCACAGAAAGUGGUGGUAGAAGGAGACAAACUAGGGAGAAAAGGAAAAAAUCACUACCUGUCAGAAAACUACUAGAAUUGGAAAGAGCACAAAAUGAAAUGAAGAAUGGUGAAGGAAUCAUGCUAAUGGGUAACAAGCCUGGCAGAGAACUCCAUUCUGCUGGAAGAAUAACAUGUGAAAAGUGUGGAGAAAAAAUCGACAUGGCUGUGUUUGUAGAUCACAUUAGACUCUGCAUUGGAGGGGGACACAUCGGCAGUGACCAGAGGAAUCUGCUGAAGAAUGCUCUCCUCUCCAGCAAUGUUCUACCACCAGAAUCUCAGAUAACCCAAGCUCUACAAGAGAGCAGAAAAAUCAAAAGAGAUGAACAGUCGAGGCAACAGCAAUCACCUUCCUCUGCCACAGACUUGUCAAUGCCACCUUCCAGCCCCAAAGAAAUGGCAACCAAACAGGAAGGCAAGAGCUCCUCACCGUCCGUGUUGAAUGCAAUAGAGAAACUCAUUGAGAAAAGCUUUGACUCGAGGUCAAGGCAUGGUGCUGGCUAUCCUGGAGCAAUGGGAAGCCCCGGUCAAGGUCCCAUUGGCUCCAGCAUCCUGAAAAGAUUAGGAAUAGAUGAGAGUGUUGAUUACACAAAGCCUCUAGUCGAUCCUCAAACCAUGAACUUGCUAAGAAGCUACCACCACCAUCAUGCAUCACAGUAUGCUCGCAGAGAAAGGAGUGGCAGUGAGUCCAGCUCAAUUUCAGAGAGAGGAAGGAAUGAUAGCCUCACUCCAGACAGAAAAUUCGACUCUUCUGAUCGCCUGAUGUCUUCCACACCAAGAACAACGCCUGAAAAAAGGAUACAAACACCUCCUUCAGCAAAAAUGUCCUCAGGUCAUGAAUCAAAUGAUGAAGAGAUACUUAUAAAAAAGGAGAUAGAUGAUUCUGAGUCUUUGAAAGAUGAUGAUGGGAAUAGCAGUUUGAGGAAUGAUGUACAUGUGAAGAAGGAAGAAGGAGAGAAUGGUGAUGAUGAGGAUGACAGGAGGAGCUAUCAGAGUGAUGAGCCAUUGUCACAGAUGAGGUUGAAGGAAGAGCCACUCAAAGGAUCACCUGAAAGGAGCGUGGAAGAAUUCAAUGAUGAGGAUAGGAAGAGUGGAGGGGGUCGCAGUCCUAGUAUGAGUCCCAGACAACCUACUCCAGGCAGGCCGUCUUCUAGUGACCCAGUUGCCAACAGUCCUUGCAGAAACAGUGCUAGCCCAGCCAGCAGUGACAGGUCGGGGACACCAAGGAGCACAGACAGGAAGGCUUCUGGCAGCUUGGGUGCUCUCUCCUCAAUGUUUGACAGUUUGUCUGGAGGUGGAGGUGGUGCCAACUGCCAAGGUGAACCACAGGCUGGAACUGCUGUGAAAGGCACCAGUCACCCUUUAGCUGCUCUGCAGAAGCUCUGCGACAAGACUGAGACACACCAUCAUCCCAGUGGUGGAAGUGGAAGCAGGAGUUCCAGUGCAGUUCCCAUGAAUCCUGGCAUGGCUGGUGGUCAGGGCAGUUCAACAUCUACCACAGUAGCAGGAACCACUCCUGGUGGGAUUCUGGCAUUGAGCUGGGCGUGCAAUGAGGCAGUGGUGACCGCUGAUUCCAUCAUGAAGUGUGCAUUUUGUGACACACCUUUCAUCUCCAAAGGCGCCUACAGACAUCAUUUGAGUAAAAUGCAUUUUUUGAAGGAUGGUGUCAUACCUGAUCCUGUGGCUUUGAAGAGUCAGGCGGGAAAUGCACAACAGUCAGCAGCAGUGGCGUCGUCAAAGUCGAGUGGAAGCAAUGGGAACAACGCUGCCUCAACUUCCUCUUCGUCUGCCAAGAGUCCUCCAGCCCAACCCAACAACUAUGAGGAAAGCCCGCACUCAAAAUUCCUCAAAUACACAGAGCUUGCCAAACAGCUCUCCAGCAAGUAUGUAUAGUCUCUGAUCGACUGAUCUUUGUUGUAAAUUAGAAUCGAUGAUUUUCUGUGUAUCAUAGUCCAUUCCUUCUGUACAAAGCUUCCCCCUUUGAGGAAUUGUAAUUUGAAUUAUAGUGUUCUAAGAACUUAAUAAUAAUAUUAUACUGGUCAAGGCUGUUAAUACUUUCGACAGAUAGGACUCAUAGCCUAGAAAACGAACGCUUUGUUCUUGUAUUAUUUGUACUUACAAGUUAUUAAACUACUAGUGUCAAGCUGGCAUGUUUUUGAUAAGCCUAAUUUAUGAUUUAGGAUUGUAAGAUUCUAUAAGCCAGACCUUGGCCGGCUCUGGUUCCCGUGUAUACCAUAGUCCCGGUGUUGAAAAAUAUUCUGAAGACUAUAAGUCAAAACUCAUGUAUACUCUGUGUAAGUAAGUAAAUUUAUUAAUAGUUAAGGGACAAGUGAUAUAUUGUUUAUAAUUUAUUUUAUUAUUCAUUUAAAAUUAAGAAAAACUCAGAGAAAAUUGCAGAUAUUUGUGUGGAGAUGAGCUGGGGUUUAUUCGAAUUUAGAUAAGUUUCAAAAUAAAACUAUACUUCCAAAAAUAAUCCCGCAAUAUUUUCAAAUAUUUCAAGCAAUAAAUUUUUGGAUUUGAUUCUCCUGUACAGUACUUGAUUUCAAGAGAAAACAAUCUUCAUUCGAGAAUCAACUAGUUUAGAGAAUUGAUUUCAUGAAAUCAAAAGUAUUGAAUCUCAUAAUAAUUACUAGUUAACAAUCUGAGAAAUAUGGGAAUUGAAUGAUGACAUUGUGAUUCUUAUUUCUCCAGUGAUUCAUCCACACAUCUCUCUGUAUUUUUAGUAUUAUAGGCCUAUACCUUUACUCAAGUCUUACCAUAUACGUAUACAUUUCAAAUGUUAGUUGAUAUAUUAAAAUUGAAUUAAUAAAAAGUGAAAUUUUCAAAAAUAAAGAGGAAUAAUUUUUUUGGUACUUCUUAUACAUAAGAAUAUUUGAAAAUGAAAUUAAUUAGACAUUUUUGGUAUUUCCUAGUUGAAAGUGAUAUAAUAUAACAUUAUUAUAUACUUAAAUUAUUGUAAUUCUCUUAAAAUUAAGGCUCCCUCUAUUUAAUGAAUGAGUGAGUUUCUCCCUUGAAAAAAUGAUUUUCAAAAGUGUAUUGAAUUUAUGAAGUAUAAAAAUUCUGAUAAAAUACAUCAAUUGAUUUGAAACCAUACAUAAUUUAACUGUUUAUUAGUAUUCUGCAAUAAAGAUAAAAUCCAGACAAUUUCUAUUACCAAGCUAGCAAUUGGAUAAUUCUUUUCAAAUAUUUUUCUCUCAAAGUUGUAUGAUAUGAUAAUAUGACAUCGUUGAUUUUAUUCGGUCCUGUUCGGUCGUUGGAUCAGUAAAAUACGAUGACUUGUAUGAUUGAUAGUCAUUAUUUUUUAAACUGUUAAUACUAUACAUAUUUAAUAUAAUGACAAAUGCUGAUGCACGUAUACGCUCUUAUGUAAUUAAUUGAUUAAUUAUUGAUAUAAUAUUUUGCAACGCUCAUAAAUUAGUGUGUAAGAUGAUGUGAGAGAAUUUUUGAUUAUAAAGUUGACAUUUGUAUACCCUGAAGAAUAUUUAUCAGCAGAGCAUUCAGUUAUUCCUCUAUGGUUUAUGUUCAUCUCUUGUGUAUUUUCUUGGGAAGUAUUAAGAUAAAAAUCUUUUUAACAUGAAUAUAUAAAUAUAUUCAUCUGAAUAGUUCAAUUUAUUUCAAUAAAUUGACUAGACUUCCAAGUAAUUGAAUUAAUAACUAUAGAUUCCGAAUAAAUUGAGACUAAUGAAAUUUUCACUCAUCAUCCAGAAAGUUUGAAUGUUAAAACGAAGAAAUUUGAAAUUCCCAACUAAUUACUUUAAUUUAUGUACCCAGAAUUUCUUUUAAACUCUUGACUAUUUUUAAAUACCAGAACUUCCGCUUGAAUCCUUCAUUCCGAAAUUCUCGGGUAUUCCUUCAGAAUAUUUUCAAACCUCAUGUUCCUGUCACGCGUUAUCAUUUUGGAAGCCCAUCUUUCUUAUGAGUAGAUCGUUGAAUCGUCUCUCUCCAUCGGGCAUCCGUCUCACUCCCACGAUUGGAGUGAUUCACUUCAUCCAUAACCUCGCUUAUCAGAGUCAAACCGGUGACAAAGAAAUUAUGGUACGAGGAUCAUGUCUUGGCCCACACAGACUCAAACUGGUUCCACUAAUGACGAAGUCACUCUUAUCCGGAGAGUGAUUUACGGAAGGCCCUUUGGACGUAGUCUAGUCACUCCACUCCCAGAUCUCCAAUUUAUAACCUCAUCGGGUUUAGGAGAGUGCGCUUAUAAAUAACGGACGAAUGUCGUUUAGUUUCAAUGUCGUCGACUUGACACAGCAUCGACCUCUCCUACAAAAUUUACUUGACGUGGUCACAUUAUUUGACACUAGUUUCGAAAUGUAUCGAUAUGAGAGUCUACUGGAGACCAACACAGAUUCAAAUGUACGUUCGGAUGGAAAGUGGUUCUUUUGAAUACUAUUUUUCCUCAUUAAAACUCACUCUCUUCUCCUCCUUCUUCUUCUAUAAUUCUUAAUAAUUUCUACCUCCACCUCUAUCUCUCAAUUUUUCUUUCCUUCUACAUUUCUCAUAUUUCUCUUCCUCUUUAAUACUGUAUAGAAUCAUCAUCAUAUCAUUUGCCUCUUCAAUCUCAAAUCCAUUUAUAUCAUGAUAGUAUUCCUGGAAGCUAUUUCUAUAAUUUUUCAACGAGAAUUGGUUUAGGUUUUUCUUCAAAUAAAUCUACCAGUAAUGAGAUAAACAUAGUAUAGUAAUUAAUAUCUAGUUCCAAAUUGUCUACAUUCUGGCAAAUACGAUUCUCCUAAUCGUGUAACAAUGAAUUCAUUUGAUAACCUCAGUAUCAAGCUGAUCUCCGAUCUAAAGAUAAUUCUGUUUCUCUACUAUUUGGGGCGACAGUUGAGCUCUAAGCUCGUGCUCAUGAAGCUCUCUUUAUUCCAAGUAGCUUCAAGUCGAUGAAUGCUUGAACAGCUGCUUAGAUGUCCCAUCAGUCACAUUGGAUACCUACUGUCUUCUCUUUCUCCCUUCUUCCCUCUCUCUUCUCUUCUUCUCUCUUUCUAAUGAUUUCUCACUCUUCCACCCACUGCUCUUCGUUUCACAAAUAUCUUUAUCGUAUACAUUUCACUAGCACACAUUUUGUAGAAUACGAUCGAAAAACUUGGCAUUUUGCCAGUAAUUAGGUGCUGAUAUGAUGGUUUUGUUAUUUUAAUAGAUGAGCCUGAAUAAGAAACAUCAAUUUGGUGAUUCUUACUGUAACUUUUUACUAAAAUAUAAUCGGUUGAAGCAGAAAAAAUCAAACAAAAGUUAGAAAUUAACCUGUUAUAUUGACGGAAAAACCUGGUGAAUUUGAGAAAAGAUCUAUUAUGAAAUAUUCGACUCUUUGAAAUUACAGGAUAUGAACAUUUUCGAUCCCUCCAAUCUUACAUUGUGCGGAAUACAGUAACACAAACAGCGGCUUCUUAUCAAAAUUUGAACUAGUAGGCUAUUACAAAAACUAGAUAUAAAAAUCUUUUAUGAGGAUGAAAAAGGAUAAAUAAUAGAUUCAGCAAUUAUAAUCUUAUUUUAAAAAUCUCUGCAAUGAUAUGAUUUGAAAAAGCACACACGAAUCAAGCAGUAGAAAAAUGAAAACCAACGCAACUAAUUGUAGAAAAGUCUUCCAAAUGAUAAUAAUUAUGCCCGCUCAAUAAUAGCCAUGCAUAAUUCCUUCACCCGGUACGAAGUAGAUGAUAAACUAAAAAUAUAAACAAUAAAUUACGGUUGAUGAAAUAAAUCGUGCCUUUCAAAAAGCUGACAGCUAAGAUAUGUGGAUGUAUAUGUAUUUGUUGAGGAUUGUGACAGAGGCCAAUGGGAGUUUGUGUGAGGGAGAGAGAGCAUGUGUGAGAAAGAGAGAAGGAGGAGAUGAGAAAUUGAGACAGGUGCGUGGAGAAAAUGUCGCAGUUGACAGAGUUGUGUCAUUUGGGAGAGAGAAAAUAGAAGUUUGAUAAAAUACUGAUGGAAAGAGAUGGACAAGAAAAUGAGGAGGAAGUGAAGAUGGAGGAGUACAAGGAUGAGGUGGAAAACGAGGAGGAGGAGGUAUGAAUAAUUUCUUGUUGAGAAGCGACAAGAAAGAGAGAAUAACUGACAGAGAAUUAUUCCACGAGAGAGGACAGGUUUCAAAUGUGACACACAGUGACGAUUUAUAGACUUAGCUGUUGUUAUAAUGAUGAUUUAUACUGUGGGCAGUAUCUAAGCAUUUCUUGUGCUUAUUUUUAAGUUGAAGUCCCGCUCAUUUUAAAGUUCGCCUUUGAAGUUCGAUAACAAAAUUAAGUCGCAUUCUCGGAGUGAUCGUUCCUAAUUCGUCAUGAGAUUCUUAGAAUUGUGCAACCAAGAAUUUUUUUUGUAUUGUUCGAGGUAAUUUUUGAGUAGAUUGGUAUUCCAAGCAAAACUGUAUAUUCACUUCGUAACAGUUAAAUCUAUUCUGCACGUGAAAAAUAAAUCAUUGUGAUUUAUAAAGAAAUUUUUUAGAAAUACUUCCCAAGAAAUUCAUCCCAUUUUUAUUUGUUCUUUGUUAUUGUCACAGAUACUUCAUACACGAAUUAUUUGGAAGUGUACUCUCAGUUAUUCAUUAAAUGAGUAUCCUGUUCAAAUGAUGUAUUUGUUUCAAAAUAUAUAUUUUGUGAUAGUUUACAGUAACCACAGAUCUGAGAUGUUGUUCUCAGUGAUAAGUAAUCUUCUUUGUACAUUCUCUUAAUACCAUCUCUCUUCCCAGACAAACAUGUAUGAUAAGACUAAAUUAGCUAUUCUUAUGACCAAAUGAUAUGUAUACGAUUACACAUAAUAUUAAAAAAAGAAAUUAGAUUUUCCUUGAAUCUCAAUCAUAAAACUUGGAUAGAGUCAAUAAAAACUAAGUACAAUACUAUCCGAUUGUAUACUGUCUAGUUAUCAAUUUUCAAGUAAAUUGUAUAGAUCAUAAUAUUUCUCGACUUAUUGAUUUUUGGUGUCAACAAUGAACAAUUUGAAGAAUAGAAAUAUAAUGUGUUCAAUAAAUUGAUUGUUCAUUUUCUCUAGUUUGGAUUAUUCGUUGAUUGAAAUUGUAGAACUAUGAUAUCAAUUAUUUAUCCAGGUUAUGAUCUGCUUGCACUAGUAAUCAUCCUAUCCAAAGUUCAAAUUUAAUGCUACUGUUACUCGACAGUAAUUUAUUCCUUUCAAAUUCUCAUGAUUUAUUCACAAAAGAGACAGAAUUAAAAAACUUGAGAUCUACAAUUAUUGUGAAUAAUUUUAUACCUCUUCGAGUGAUAUACGAUUAUGUAUGAUAAAAUUUGUUAUUGUAAGUGUACAAAAUAAUUGGUUGGAAAAUUGAUGAGGUUAAUGCAUUAUUGCUGAAAUUAUUGUAAUGAUCGCUGAUAUGAUUAUAUUUCAACAGAAUCUAAUUUUUGUGUUGUUUUUUGUUUAGUGAGACAGUAAAUUAUACAAAGACUAUAUGAAAGCAAUUUUUUUAUAUUUUUUAAUAGUGUUAUAUCUUUCUUGAAUGUUGAAAUGUAAUCAGACCAGUCCGAAAAAUAUACUUUCCAUAUGAUGUCCAAUGGAGACAUAAAAAUGUUUCCAUGAGAAUCAUCCUGAAAAAUCAGUACUGUUGAUGUUACUUUUAUUAUAAUUAUUAUAUUAUUAAUAGACGAAAAUUGAUUUAAAUAAAACGAGUCUUGCUGAA
Molecule: messenger RNA, 9887 nt
Organism: Nilaparvata lugens (brown planthopper)
Lineage: Eukaryota; Metazoa; Arthropoda; Insecta; Hemiptera; Delphacidae
Product: protein tiptop-like
Exons: 3
Coding region: 536-4168 (1210 amino acids)
Biological process (GO): regulation of transcription by RNA polymerase II
Cellular component (GO): nucleus
Molecular function (GO): DNA-binding transcription factor activity, RNA polymerase II-specific; DNA binding
Source: RefSeq, a predicted model, not a curated record